Molecule: messenger RNA, 3048 nt
Organism: Ahaetulla prasina
Lineage: Eukaryota; Metazoa; Chordata; Lepidosauria; Squamata; Colubridae
Gene: CFAP210
Product: cilia and flagella associated protein 210
Exons: 9
Coding region: 127-1773 (548 amino acids)
Source: RefSeq, a predicted model, not a curated record
ACUUCGCCAGGCAUCCGUUCCCCGGUUGCCUGGCAACCGCCGAACACCCUGGUGCCUCGCGCUGCUUCGGUUAGGGCAUCUCGGGGCGGCCUCCUCAUCCUCAUCCUCCCCCCCUUCCCAGCUGCCAUGGGCGCGAUGCUUCGCCCCGAGGUGCGAUUCGGCAGGCGCAAGGGGCAGAUGCGAGAGGCUACGCCAAAUGAUGACGAUGAUGUGAUGGAGGGAUUAUUUCUUCCAGUGGGAGUAGAUCUUCACCAGAUAACCAUUUUGCCCAAAGCAGAAUGGCAAAGAAUUCAAGACAGUCUCACUGCUCGUGCAAGAGAAACAGCACGGAUUCUUGCUGAAAAGAAAGCACGGAAAGAUUUGCACUUAAAAUCUCAGGCACUUGUGAAAAAUUGGACCCACACUAUUGCAGGUAUGUCACAACAAAAACUGAAAGCCAAAAAAAUGCGGCAACAGAGAGAGGAGGAAGAAAAAAGAAAGGUUGAUCUUGAAGAAGCAAAAUACCAAGCGCAGAAGCGAAAAGAGAAAAUAGAAGAAGCCAAAUUGCAACAGUAUUUUGAAAACGAUAGAGUGAAAAGUUUUCAUAGAGCCUUAUUAUAUUCUGAAGUUUUAAAGGAAAGAGACGCUCAGAUUGAAUUUAGAAAGCAAUACAAGAAUCUGUACAAAAGCAAGAAUGAGGCAAUAGAACGUGAACGUCUAAAAGCUGUACAGUUACAAGAAGAAAAAGAUAAAAUGCAGCACAUGAAGAGACUGCAAAUUGCUAAUGAUCAACUGGCACAGAUAAAGGAACAUGAACACUUAGCAAACAUAAGCAAGUUAGAAGAGAAAAAACAAAGGGAAGAACUUCAGGAGUUGACCAAGUUAUAUCAUUUGGAAAUGCAGGAAAAAGAGCAAGCACAACGUGAACAAAAGGUUAAACGAAGAAACGCCCAUCUGGCAUAUGUUGCUGACCAGGUAACUCUCAAAGCUAUAGAAAAGCAAAAACAAGAAGAAGAGGAUGAGAGAAUUCGAACACAUUUUAAAGCAAAGCAAGCAAUGGAUAAAUUGAAGAAAACAAAAGAAGAAGAGUUACACAGAUUAAUGGAAGAGCAAAGGGAGAGGAUUACUAACCGUCUUUUAGCACGAAUGAAAAAGAAGAUGGGUGAUGAAGAUGAGCGUAUUGCAAGAGAAAUUGCAGAGAAAGAAGAAGAGGAAGCUAAAGAGUUCCGAGCUAAAGAAGAAAAACUCCAAGCCGAUCUGAAAUCCAUUGCAGAACACAGAAUCAACGUGAUAAAAAUGAAAGAAGAAAAAGAAAAUGAGGAGAGAUUGGAAGGUCAAAAAACGCUUAUUGGACUGAUGGAAGCAGACCGGAUCUAUCAAGAACUGGAGAAGGAUAAGAUACAUAGAAAUUAUUGUGCAAACUUAAAAUUGCAAGAAGCUCAUGUCACCCAGAUAGCUGAAAAAAUAGCAAGAGGAGAAAAUGAGAAGCAGCAAGAUGCUGAGUAUGUUAGACAGCGAGAACUGAUUGCAUUAUGCAGGGAGCAGGAGUUCCAGAAAUAUGCAAAGAAAAUAAUUGAUGAACAAUCUAAGACUACUCAGAAUCUCUACCCACUUCUCAAAAGAAUGCAUGAAGGCAUUCGUACUUUCAAUGGCCCAGCUUAUAGUGAAGAUCAACAUUGCGGUGAGAAGCAGGCUAUUCAGCCACCCUACAUAGGCGAAACAGCUCAAGAAAUGAAGCUAUUAAAUGAACAAAAAUAUGAUGAUACUAAAGCACGAUUAGGAUUUACAUGGUAAAAGCAUUUGGAAGGAUCAAAUAGAAGCGUAACAUCUUUUUCAUAAUCCAAAUCGUGAAAAGAAGAGUAAAAAGAAGCAAGUUUAUAAUAAAAAUUGUACCUUGAUACAGCUGUCUUUGCAGAAAGCUCAGGAAACUUGAUAUGAAACUGUACAAUGUUUUCAAGUAGAAUGAAAAUUAUGCAAGGUUUAAAAAGAAGAAAUAUAAUUGUAGUGUAAGUCUAAUUCAUAAUUCUAACAACAUUUUAUUUGUAAUUUAUGAAAGAAAUUACUUGAUUAUUUUAAAACUUUUGGUUGGAAAUAAAAUGUAAUUAAUCCAUUGACUCUUCCCUUCCAUUGACUCUUCCCUUGUAUUACUGUGUGAUUUAUACCUGAUUUUCUACUAUAACAAAUACUCAGGAUGGAAUAAAAUUCAGUAAGUACAAAAAAUGCUAAUGUCAGUCAGUCAUUAAAAACUUGGCAAAAAGAUAUUUCUCUACAGAUUUUCUAAAUGACUAACUAACUCCCAAAGGAAUGCAUUCUACUGCCUGGGAGAUACAGUAUAUAGAAGAGUCUUCCAGUCUCUUUCGUGCCACAAAGUUGGCUUCAUCUCUCCUGCACCUAUUCAUCUCUCCUGCACCUUCCAGAAGAUUCUGGAAAAGAUAAUCAAGCAACGAAUCAUUGAACACCUAGAAGCAAACAAAGUAAUAACCAAAAGCCAACAUGGGUUUGUCAAAAACUGAUCAUGCCAGACUAAUCUCAUUGCAUUCUUUGACAAAAUGACAAAACUAGUGGACCAGAGGAAUGCUGUCGAUAUAAUUUACUUGGACUUCAGCAAAGCAUUUGAUAAAGUAGACCACAACCUACUACUAGAUAAAGUAGAAAAAUGUGGGUCAGACAGCACCACCAGCAGAUGGAUUCGCAACUGGCUGACCAACCGCACUCAACGUGUAGUCCUCAAUGGAACGACAUCCACAUGGAGGGAAGUAUGCAGUGGAGUACCCCAAGGCUCUGUUUUAGGCCCAGUACUCUUCAACAUCUUCAUCAAUGACUUGGACGAGGGGAUAGAUGGGGAACUCAUCAAAUUUGCAGAUGACACCAAGCUGGCAGGAAUAGCCAACACUCCAGAAGUUAGGCUCAAGAUAAAGAAGGAUCUUGACAGACUUGAACAUUGGGUGCUAACUAACAAAAUGAAAUUCAACAGUGAAAAAAGUAAGGUUCUACAUUUAAGCAAAAAAAAAAAAAGCACAGGUACCAUAUAUGUGGUACCUUGCUCAAUAGUAGUAACUGUGAGAGGGA